Periconia digitata is the source of this 1871-nucleotide messenger RNA. The record is from the annotation of a GenBank genome assembly. Lineage: Eukaryota; Fungi; Ascomycota; Dothideomycetes; Pleosporales; Periconiaceae.
GUAGUGCUGGGGAACUAGUUCUUAGGAUGAUGUUAAUUGGAUGGUUCGCAUAAAUGGGGCAGUGAGAAAACGUGCGCCUUGCGCUAUGAGCACCGCGAGUCCGUAGGAACAAUGCAGCCACAGGAGACUUCAACGUCAUGAAGAUCGAGGCAUGUCGCUUGGCGGGUUUCGAGCAGACUUUACUAUAUGUAUAUAUAUGUCUUCUGGUUUCCUAGUGUCCACGCUGAACAUCAUCACUCUCUCUCCCGAGACACACUUCAAUCGUCUUUUCAUCGGCAGUUUCGGACAGCAACAUGUACAAGGAUUUACUCAUAUUUACAUUGUUCACGCUCGCUAGCGCCGAUGGCUUUGCUGAUAUCCAGCCCUCUACUAACCUUACAUGGACGCCUUGCUUCGACAGCUUCGACAGCUUCGGCUGUGCCAAAUUGAAAGUCCCAUUGGACUACUCAAAUGAAAGCCUCGGAACUACCUCAAUCGCAUUCUUGAAACUGACCGGCAAGAAUGCCACAGUGAAUUCACCGAGCAUCAUCUUGAUACCUGGUGGCCCGGGUGGAUCGGGAGUUGAUCUCUUGACUUCUUCUGCGAGCUUUGCAGAGCAGGCCUUCGGACCUCAGUAUAACAUCAUAUCUUAUGACCCGCGUGGGGUGAACAACAGUGGCUUGACGCUUGACUGUUUUCCCGGAAAUCUUGAAGCGAGGACGACCUUUAGCCGGCUACAUACUACAGGGGUUACCAACGUUUCUACGAAUUCGCUUCAAGAGCAAUUCUUCUCGAGUACUAUUUACGGAGACUGGUCCAACAGUGCUGUGAAAACUCAUUCGCCUUAUGGAUACUAUGUAACCACGCCAGCCGUCGCAAACGAUCUACGUACAUUCAUCGAAGCCGAGGCCACAAUGCUCGGUCAACCGCCCUCAGAAGCCAAACUAUGGGCUUAUGCCAUCAGCUACGGCACUGUUGUUGGCAGCACGUUCGCUUCCAUGUUCCCGGAUAGGGUUGAAAAAAUGGUACUUGAUGGUGUCCUGAAUGCGGAGGAGUAUUACAACAAUGACUGGAGGCAGAACGUCGAUCAAAUGGACGACGGAAUGGCAGAGUUCUCAAAGCUCUGUCAUUCUGCAGGCCCAGAGAAAUGUUCAUUCUGGGGACCGACUCCAGCUAAUAUUACAUGCAGAAUUGACCAGAUUCUUGAUUCGCUUAAGCACCAACCCGUCGCCAUCAGCGGAGUUCCAAGUGGGACGCCAGCCAUGGUCACCCACUCAGACCUCAAAGCGCUGUUCCUCGACUCUCUCUACUUGCCCAUAUCAAAAUUCCCAGCCAUGGCAGAUAUUUUGCACCAAGUCGAGAGUGGAAACGUGACCAGUUUAGUGGGCAUGUUCUCCAAUCUGAAUACCACCGUCGAUGCUCGUCUUGCUAUCAUGUGCACGGAUUCAUCUCGGACUAACAAGCUCACGAGCAUUGACGAGUUCAAGGAUUUCGUUGAGUACACGACUUCCAAGAGCAAGUAUCUGGGCGAUCUUUGGCCUAUAUUCCAAGAUCCAGUCCUGUGUAGGUCAUUGCAGCCAGAGUUGCCGGAUAGCAUGUUGGUUCAAGCCCCAAUCAGUGCACAAGAAAAGCCCACAUCAUUCCCAAUACUAUUCACCAGCAACACCAUUGACCCGAUCACGCCUCUGAUAUCAGCCCGCACAAUGUCAUCGCGAUUCGCUGGAUCAGUACUCCUGCAGCAAGAAGGUAUCGGUCAUACGGUCAUUAACCAAGGAGGAUCGAUCUGCUAUUUUGGACAUGUCCAGAUGUACUUUCAGGGGGUGGUGCCAUCUGCUAACACUACAUGCUCGAUGGAGUUGACACCUUUCGUGAACGAUCCUGUCGUUCCCUAG